CUUGCUGGUCUCAUUUCUGCAGGCGUCUCCGGCACACUCCACGUUCGUCCCGCGGGCCGGGACACGCAAGUCUUUGGGAACACACUUAGAUGCCAGUCUCGUGCUCUGAAGACAAGUAUGUAUGGACACAUGGCAUUCAGUUCUGGAUUGUGGUGAACCAGUUUCCAGAAGGUGGAGUCCUCUACUCCUGGUCUUCCUGGGAGCCUGGCUGGAGAUGUGAGCCGGGAGCUGGACCUUCUUAUCUUGAACUCACACAGUAUAUCGCUGCAUGGGAUUUUCUUUGAAGAAAGGAUUGCACCACUAUGAAAGAGCUUUCAGAACCACCAGACUGCAUUACUUCUAAGAAGCCUUGAAAGAAGCCUUCUCACUUUUGAAAGUUCUCUGAUGCCCGAGUGAGAGUUUGCUUUAGAAAAGUAGGAGUUGGCCCUUUUUCAGCUCUACCAACAUAUGUGAUAAAGACCUGGGUGCCUAGGGAGCAGGGCUGUGCCCUAGAACACAGCAUAAGUUUUCCAGGACUCUUUGCUGGUCAAAGGAGGGAGGCAGACAUUAUGGAUGCCCCAGAAUUACCAUCACUCCAUGACUUUGCCUUGGGCACCUCGAUGGGAGAGAAGAGAGGCCAGGAGGACUCUGGAUAGCCAGGAGGGCCCUGACCACCUCUGGAGGCAUCCCUUCUCUGAACUGUCACUGGAAGGACUGAGCGCGUUCGGGAGCCUGGAGGAGCUCAUCUUGGACAACAAUCUGCUCGGGAAUGACCUCGUGUUGCCAGGGUUACCCAGGCUCCAUACCUUAACCCUCAACAAGAACCAAAUCACUGACUUGGACUAUCUGCUUGAUCACCUGGCAGAAGUGACACCAGCUCUGGAGUACCUCAGCCUGCUGGGUAACGUGGCAUGUCCCAAUGAGCUGGUCAGCUUGGAAAAGGAUGAGGAGGACUACAGGAGAUACAGAUACUUUGUUCUGCACAAGCUGCCCAAUUUGAAGUUUCUAGAUGCCCGGAAAGUAACAAGACAAGAACGAGAGGAAGCUUUGGUCAGAGGGGCAUUCAUGAAGGUGGUGAAACCCAAGGCUUCCAGUGACAGCGUUGCUGCCUCUCCAGAGUGCCACUAUACGCCCCUGCCUCCUGCAUCCAGGGAACUCACCAGUCACCGAGGUGUCCUGGGGAAGUGUCGCUAUGUUUACUACGGGAAAAACUCAGAAGGCAACAGGUUUAUCCGAGAUGACCAGCUCUGAAGGCAUGUGCAGUCAGGAGAGGGGCGAUGAAUAUGGAUCCAAGAAAUUGCAAUGGCAGAAUAUGAUGUUGAACAUAAAAUGGCCAACAGAAGACACAGAGGAAAGUGCAAAAUUCUUUUGUAAAAAUCAAGAUGGCUUCCUGGAAGAGGAGGUGUUUGAACUGAGAUGCAAAUUGGAUCAUUUGAGAGGGAAAUAGAUAGCACGUGCUCCACCCAACCUUCAGAGGCUGUAAGAAUAAACUUUAUAUAUUUAGUGCUGAUUUUACUUGGAAGAAAACAUCUGUACACAUAAGACCUUGGUCUUUGACAAUUAUUUAAUGUGAUGACAACGUAUUAUUCAUCUGUUACAUUUCAAGAGUCUUACAUUAACCACUCAUGAAGAGGCAUCUAAGGCCUGAGAAACACUGUACCAUCUCCCAGAAGAGAAGACAUGUGAGCAAGAGUUCAGGACGUUUCCAGUGUCUUUAAGACAGAAAGCUUCCACAGCUUUGGGUCAAAUUAACAUCUUCACUGUCCUCAAGCAUAAUGUUUUGCAGUGGGUUAGUCAGGAUGACCUGAGUGUGAAUCCUCAUUCUGCCAAUGCCACAUGUAUGAUCUGGGAGAGACUACUAGAUUCUCUGAACUUGAGUUUCCUCAACUGGGAAGUAGUUACAAUUUUACUCACUGCACAGGGUUGUUGUAAAGAGCCAAAGCAGUGGUGCUUGUAAAACCCCAACACCUCUCAGGUCCUCAGUAUGUUACCCUCUUAACGCAUCAUAGAAUCAUGACUCUCGAUAGGCCUAAGUCAAGUUACCCAUCGUGAUCCCGAAUAUACAGUGAUAUUUCUCUUCCUACCCCAACUUCCCUUAGUAUAGAGUGUAAGCCAAGCUUCCUGGACUUCCGUAAGUUUCAGGCAAGCCUUGGACUUAGAGCAAAUUCAGUUUCAAAUGACCGCCUGGAUGCCGCAGCCACUGAGACCAUUAGCUUACGCGUCAUUCUCUUCUCUCCCAGUUUGCCACUGGGGUCUCCCCUAGAUAGUCUCUCCAGAAAGGGCUUUCAUUCAGUCAAUGUAAUGCAUUUUUAUCACCUCUAAUCACCAGAAUUUGAGAGUAGAGAGAGCCAGUGGAGGCCAAAGGUUUUGAUUUCCAGAUCAGGAUCUGUGAAAAAACAGAAUUUUUAUGGUAGUGAGAGUCUACUCUCAGAGAGCUGAUGCCACCGUGGCGGAAUCUGCCCACAUCACCCUGCCAAUAAACGUGUCAGUGCAGACGCUGCUGCCAAGGAGCAGAGACGUGCUGGAGGUGAUCUGACAAAGGGUGUCCUUAAUUCUUGAAGUGUGGACCAAGUGUGAACCGUGAACAUUUUUUUUUUUGUCAAGUGUGAAGAAUUAUUUGUACUCCUUGAUCGAAAGCUGAUUCAUGGGACUCUGCACAGACCCAAUGGAUAAAGUGGUGAAUUGGCUCGUGUGACAUGUUCUCCAGUUGAUUUGGAUGCCCACUAUAGUUUGGUAUUUACCACCCAGAUUUACAACAGGGGCCAACAUGAAAUGAUAAUCAUCCGCAGAGCUCAUAUUUAUGGAAAGAUGCUAUAGCUCGACCUGAGGGAGGCUGGAGGGACCGGUGAGGUCAUGGACAGGGUGGAGCCAAGGUUCUGGAAGAAGCAAGUGGUCUGGAGUGUGUCAUGUUUGAUGUAAGGGGAUGGCAGGUACCUAAGAUCAAAACAAGACAAUAGAUCAGGGGAAAAUCAUGCUGAGUACACACAGCAGAAGAAACAAAGGGCAGGAGCAAGCAGUGAUGAGGAGGUAGGUAGCCAGACAAGAGCGAGAAAACUAUAUUGCCAUGUGCAGAGGUACCAUGGGUCCUGAGGGGCUUCUUAAAGGUCCUUGCCCCAGCUCCUAGAGAAGAAAGCAAGAUAUAAGAUGCCUAAUCAAAGAGGAAUAAGAUCAUCCUUGGUGUUUGUUUACAGAAUUCUCCACACAGUCCUGAAUGCCACAGUCCAACUCCUGUCUAUCACUUAGCUCUGAUCAUGGGACAUUAAACACCAGCCAUGGGUCACACUUGUGCGAGGAGCAGAGCCACACAUCAGAUUGUGUCCUGCAAAUUUUGGAUAUUAAUCCUGACAGAAAAAUCUUUAGCAUUGUAUGGAUUAGUCAAUGUAAAUUCAUUAACUACUUGUCAUGACUGUAAUAUAAUCUGGCCUGACCGUAAAGACUCGACAGCAUGGUGUUAAUCAAAUCCUCACAGAAAACAACGCAUUUCUGUUUAGACUCAACCACAGCAGCUCUUGCCAGAUGAGAGGCUGGGACAGUAAAGGGGAAAACAGGUUCCCCUUUGCACACCUCUAGUAGGAGCCCUCCUGUCUGCAGAAGAGCAUCACAAGCCAUGACAUUUUGAAGGUGCCUUCUUUUCCAGCAAACCUUGUACCCUGCAUAUAUUGGAAGUCCGUCAAUCUCUAGUCCCCAUCAGUGGGAAGGGAAGUUCACAGAUUAUAAAGCAGAAUGUAUUCUGCAGGGUUGAACUUUUUCUCCAAGGAUGAGUCAUUACCCGGCUUUAAUCAUGCUCAUUAGCCAACCAUUAGAGUCCUGUCCAGCUUUUCACCACCAGAGAUGAGAGGAGAGAAUGAGUGUGGUAGGGGCUGCACCCUACCUAGUGAAAUAUUCACCAUCUGCUCCCCGUUGUAACUCCCUGUAUGAAAUAUAUUGCUUUAUGGCUACAACAGUCUUAGAUCCCCCGCACUAAAUCUACUAAUUUCUCAAGACUGAGCCCACCAAAACUUGAAACAGUAAGAAAUCGACAUUCACUAAAAUCAGAGGCAAACCAGCACCAACUUACCACUCAGUGUAGGUCUCCAUUUCAGCAGAAACAUGCGUUUUAAUUUCUAUAGCUUGGUGCACGAAGGAGCCGGUAAGAAUAUUGCUUUAAACAAAUGAGUGCAAUGAAAAUUAGUAUGAACCUGUUUCUUUUCUCUUCUGAAAGCAACUGCCACUGAAUAAAGCACCAUGGACCUUAUAAAUGCAGAAAGAAUGAAUAUUUAAGAUUUCUAAAAACUUACCAUUCUGACUCUCCCAAAUUAUACUGUGUCUCUGACUGGGUUGUCUUAUGUUCUUUCAUUUUUAUAUAAAUCUAUGUUUUAUUUGAGCAGAGUACCUGCCAGAAGACUUCAUACACAGUAGGUGUUUCAUAAAGUUUGGUUGAAUGAUGGAAUAGCACACACGUAUUUUUUGUAUUAAGCUAUAGUUGAUAUAUAAUAUUAUAUUGGUUUCAGGUAUGCAACAUGGUGAUUCAACAUUACCUACAUUAUUAAAUGCUCCCCACAAUAAGUAUAGUUACUGUCUGUCAACAUACAAAGAUAUUACAAUAUUGUUAUUUCCCUGUAAUGUUCUUUCUUCCCAGUGGCUAAUUUAUAUAAGAAUUGGAAUUCUGUGUUUUUUUAUCCCCUUUACCCAUUUCACCCACCCAUCUUACCCCAAUGCCCCAUGGCAACCCAGUCUCUUCUCUGUGUCUAUGAGGUUAUUUCUGUUUUGUUCAUUUGUUUUGUUUUUUAGAUUCCACAUAUAAGUGACAUCAUAUGGUAUUUGUCUUU
Molecule: messenger RNA, 4787 nt
Organism: Manis javanica (Malayan pangolin)
Lineage: Eukaryota; Metazoa; Chordata; Mammalia; Pholidota; Manidae
Source: RefSeq, a predicted model, not a curated record